UUCCUAUCGACAGUGAGUCUAUUUAAGGACAUGCACAACAUAUUGUCUAAGGACAACAGCAGGGAAACACCUUCUAAGCCUUCCGAUUUCCAUCGCUCCACUUUGCCGGGAAAGUGAACAGCAUGUUGUGGUUAUGGAAAUUAGCUCAGGAGGAUGACAAACAGUGUGCGUGCCAAGAUUUAUGCCCCGAUGUUGCCCGAAACUACUUCAGAUGCACUGAACAUCCUGCGAAAUGGGAGCACCGAAUCAGGACGACGGCAACAAAGACACAUGGCCUGUGCUGACAGGCAGGACGAUGUGAACCGGAGAGCAAACCCUCUGGCUAAUUGCCACUUGAGUCGUGAGGCAACGCCCCCAAAAUGUCGGCCACGCAAUGGAAGAGAAGAGGCCAGAGGACCAUCAGCCAAUGGAAGAUCGGUUGGCUAUAAUUAGGCGCAUCGCUACAAUCUCAGCGAUCUCGGGAGACAUAUGUUUCGGAUUCGAUUCUGGGGAUGGGAUCUCUCGACAAGCGACGAGCGAGGCAGGGCGCACUCUUUCGAUUUUGAGGCUAAUUUCAGUGGGCACACGACUUUGGCACGGUUUAGUAUCGUCGCGACAAUUAUCGUAAUUAACUCGUUUAUGUGUUGUGUGCUAAUCCAAUUACCAAGUUCGCACAGGAUGCCCCCAAUCGUGGCAGGCUAAGAGAACAAAAAUUAAUUCAAUCAAUCGGACAACCGAAGAAUUAAGUUCGAAAUUAAAAAUCAGUUGCAUUGUCUCGCGAUCGCGAUCCCAAAUAAAUCGAAAGUGUUUUAGACAAAAGUUCAACCUUAAAUUUAUAUUUCGCAAUUGAUUUGCUAGACAUGUUAAACUACCAACAGCAACUGCAUUCGCUGCCCGUCGGCAACCCGGGAAAUUUCUACUACGGACCGACGGGAUCGCACUCGCUCACAGUUUCCGGCGAGGUAUAUCCGGCACUUCAGACGCAAAAUCUUGAGGCGACAGAUAAACUGACCGAUCGUGAGGGCAGUGCCCGAGAUCUGGACAAAAUGCACCGAUUUUCGGUAGAUAACAUCAUGGAAAUGAAGCACGACACCUAUCCCAAAGGAAAACUAUCUAUGGAACUGAAUAACAAUUACGGCACCAAUGGCGGAGGAAGUGGUGUAGCCCCCUGCUCCGGUAGUCUCCCAGUGGGCCACUCAAGGAAGCCGCGCCGCAAUCGCACCACCUUCAGCUCCGCCCAGCUGACGGCCUUGGAGAAGGUAUUCGAACGGACCCACUACCCGGAUGCCUUUGUUCGCGAGGAGCUGGCCACCAAGGUGCAUCUGAGCGAGGCAAGAGUGCAGGUCUGGUUUCAGAAUCGGCGUGCUAAAUUCCGGCGGAAUGAGAGGAGCGUGGGCUCGAGGCCGCUGCUGGAUUCGGCUCCACAGCUGGUGCCGGCGCCCAUUAGCAAUAAUAUGCACAAAUAUGCGAGUUUGCCACACCCACCGCCUCCGCCGCCGCCCGGAGCCUAUGCCCUCAACUUUGGGCCACUGGAACUGCGCUCGUGCCAGAACUAUACGAACUGCUACGGCGGAUUCGGAACGAAUCCUGCGCCCAACAGCGGAGUGUGUUCCUUCUUCGGAGCGGCCACGAACUACUGCGUGGCUGCCAACUACGCGAAGAACGCCUAUCCGCCGCUCUGAUGACGACGGCUAGCUUUUAAUGGGCCCCACGAGGUUACUUCAUGCAUAUGUAUUUCAAUUAGCCAAAUUGCAUUAAUGCUUAAAAAUGUAUUAAGACUAACAUAUUCGCCUACCUGACUAAUACUUAUAUUUAUACGACACAAAACCAGAUGUGACGCACCGAAGGAAGCUCCCAAUAAAUAACAUUUUCUA
This is a messenger RNA of Drosophila gunungcola (fruit fly), 1853 nucleotides long. Its product is annotated as paired box protein Pax-6. NCBI's taxonomy places the organism in Eukaryota, Metazoa, Arthropoda, Insecta, Diptera, Drosophilidae. Gene Ontology annotation, biological process: regulation of transcription by RNA polymerase II. The transcript is spliced from 5 exons. Gene Ontology annotation, molecular function: RNA polymerase II transcription regulatory region sequence-specific DNA binding; DNA-binding transcription factor activity, RNA polymerase II-specific. The record is from RefSeq and is a predicted model, not a curated record. Bases 840 to 1661 code for a protein of 273 amino acids.